Ahaetulla prasina is the source of this 458-nucleotide messenger RNA. Its product is annotated as prefoldin subunit 1-like. The transcript has a single exon. Gene Ontology annotation, molecular function: protein folding chaperone. Gene Ontology annotation, biological process: protein folding. NCBI's taxonomy places the organism in Eukaryota, Metazoa, Chordata, Lepidosauria, Squamata, Colubridae. The record is from RefSeq and is a predicted model, not a curated record. The coding region runs from base 1 to 369 and encodes 122 amino acids. Gene Ontology annotation, cellular component: cytoplasm; prefoldin complex.
AUGGCGGCGCCCGUGGAUCUUGAGUUGAAAAGGGCAUUUUCUGAACUUCAAGCUAAGGUCAUUGAAACCCAACAAAAGAUGAAAUUGGCAGAUAUACAAAUAGAUCAUCUGAACAGAACAAAAAAGCAUGCACAUCUUAUAGACACAGAGAUCAUGACUUUGGCUGAAGAAACGAGAAUGUAUGAAGGUAUAGGACGAAUAUUUAUUCUUCAUCCCAGAGAAGUAAUUCACAAUCAACUCUUAGAAAAACAAAAAAUAGCAGAAGAAAAAAUUAAGGACCUGGAGCAAAGGAAAUCGUAUUUAGAACUGAGUGUAAAAGAAGCUGAAGAUAAUAUCCAGGAGAUGCUCACGGCUAGAAGAACACAAUAAGUUCCUUGUGCUGAACUGAAUAGUUGAAAGCAGAGAUUUUGAACCCCUAUUGUUAAACAUUCAAAGUUGUGUAAGAUAUGAAGAAUUUG